AUGACUACCACUGUCACAACUAACACAUCCACGGCUACCACUGUCACAAUUACCAACGCCACGGCUACCACUGUCCCAACUACCACCGCCACGGCUACCACUGUCACAACUAACACAUCCACGGCUACCACUGUCACAACUACCAACGCCACGGCUACCACUGUCCCAACUACCACCGCCACGGCUACCACUGUCACAACUAACACAUCCACGGCUACCACUGUAACAACUACCGCGGCCACGGAUAUCAAUGUCACAACUACCACCGCCAUUGCUACAACUGUUACAACUACAACCGCCACAACUACCACGGUCACAAGUACCACCGCCACGGCUACCACUGUCACAAGAACCACCGCCACGGCUACCACUGUCACAAUCUACCACCGCCACGACUACCACUGUCACAACUGCCAUCACCACGGCGUUAACUGUCACAACUAUUAG
Messenger RNA from Dreissena polymorpha, 447 nucleotides. RefSeq names its product hepatitis A virus cellular receptor 1-like. The transcript has a single exon. The record is from RefSeq and is a predicted model, not a curated record. The coding region runs from base 1 to 447 and encodes 148 amino acids. Lineage: Eukaryota; Metazoa; Mollusca; Bivalvia; Myida; Dreissenidae.